Beta vulgaris subsp. vulgaris (sugar beet) is the source of this 878-nucleotide messenger RNA. Its product is annotated as ubiquitin-60S ribosomal protein L40. Gene Ontology annotation, cellular component: ribosome; cytoplasm; nucleus. Gene Ontology annotation, molecular function: protein tag activity; structural constituent of ribosome; ubiquitin protein ligase binding. NCBI's taxonomy places the organism in Eukaryota, Viridiplantae, Streptophyta, Magnoliopsida, Caryophyllales, Amaranthaceae. The coding region runs from base 88 to 474 and encodes 128 amino acids. The transcript has 5 exons. The record is from RefSeq and is a predicted model, not a curated record. Gene Ontology annotation, biological process: translation; modification-dependent protein catabolic process; protein ubiquitination.
UUUGGGUAUCGCCUUCCUUUAUUUCUCAAAGCAAACAAAAAAAGUUUCAGAGAGGGAAAAAAAAAGAGAGUAGGAAGGUCUUUGAAGAUGCAGAUAUUUGUGUUAACCCUAACUGGGAAAAUCAUUACCCUUGAAGUUGAAUCAAGUGACACUAUUGAAGAUGUCAAGACUAAGAUUAAAGUCAAGGGAGGCAUUCCACAAGACGAGCAGAGGCUGAUCUUUGCUGGUAAGCAGCUCGAAGAUGGUCGCACUCUUGCUGACUACAACGUUCAGAAGGAAUCUACUCUUCAUCUUGUUAUAAGGCUCCGCGGUGGAAUUAUUGAGCCUUCUCUGAUGGCCCUGGCUAGGAAGUACAACCAAGACAAGAUGAUUUGCCGCAAAUGCUAUGCUCGCUUGCACCCUCGUGCUGUAAACUGCAGGAAGAAGAAAUGUGGCCACAGCAACCAGUUGAGGCCAAAGAAGAAGAUUAAGUAGAGCGUUCAGUUGUUUGUAGCUGAUGUUUCGGUAGCCGUUUCCACUUUCCAUAGCUCGGUGUUCGGACAGAAGCUGUUUUACUAUGGCUCCUUAAAUUAGGUUAAAUAAUUUGUUUUUUUUUUUAUCCAUAUGAGCCACGAAGGCGGUACAAAGUACAAAGAAGGGGAGGGGAAAUUCGAACCUGUGACUUAUCGUUCACAGCACUUCAAUCUUAACCACUAGGCCAAGACAUCCUUGGUUAAAUAAUUUGUUUUUUUUAAUAGUUUUGUAGGAGUAUCUAUUCUAUUUUAGAGCCUUAUUUGUCGCAAAAUCGGUUUAAUAUUAUUCCCUUGAUGGUAUUUUUGUCUCUCGACUUAUAUCAAACAGUUGGGUUUUAAUAAUAUCAAUAAUUUUUUAAUAGGAAA